AUGGACGACAAUAUGUUACCGGACGAUGUUGUGGGGCCUCUGCGACCAGCACGCCCCGUGCGGAGGCAGCUCGAAAGCUUCUCGCUUGCGUUCUCGAACGCAGCUCGGCCAGAGUACGAGCUUGGCGAUAAAAUCCUGCUUCCACAAUCGUUGCUUGCGGAACUCAUCCAAUGGAAUACCGAAGAUCCAAUGAUCUUUCGCGUGCAAGCACAAAGAUCCGAAAGAGUCACGCACGUCGGGGUGAUCGAGUUUACCGCUGAGGAAGGCAAGUGCUACUUACCUCACUGGUUGAUGCAGAACCUCGCCUUGCAGGAAGGCGACGUCGUACAGCUAGAGACUGCGAGUCUCCCAAAGGCUCGCUAUGUGAAGCUGCAGCCACAUCUAACUGAGUUCACGCAGAUGACGAACCCGCGGGCAGUGCUGGAGACGAGACUUCGGCACUAUACCGCACUAACGGAGGGUGACGAGAUCGCGAUUGAGUACAACGGAAAAAUGUUUUGGUUGACGGUCAUUGCUUGUGAACCGGCAAGCGCUGUAUGUGUGACGGACACCGACGUGAGCGUCGAGUUCGCACCGCCGCGCGAUAUGCCCCCGGAGAUGCCCGCGGUAAGGACAAACGCCGGGAUGAGCAGCACAUCGCAGUGCGCUGGUCGAAUCGAGUUUGGGGACGCCACCGCCGCCACCGCUGGGGAACCCGCUGCAGCAACAACUUCCCGCUCAUUGUGGCGCAGAAAGAACGAAAAAGCCGCUUCCGGGGAUGAAGGCAUGACCACUGGCAGCCGCGAUGGCGUGCCGAACGCGCCAGCGAAUGCACAGCCGCAGCACGAUGACUACUGGAGCAAGCUCUCGGGGGGUCGGACGCUCAGUGGUCGACCAGUGUUUGCGUCUGAUUCACCCAGAACCGUGGAAACAUCAACAGGUACACCGAGCAGACCAAAGGCACAACCGACCUCAACCGAUGGUCCCAAAAAGUUUGUACCCUUCUCCGGUACAGGUCGGACGCUGCGCUGA
Molecule: messenger RNA, 1011 nt
Organism: Cyanidioschyzon merolae strain 10D
Lineage: Eukaryota; Rhodophyta; Bangiophyceae; Cyanidiales; Cyanidiaceae
Product: similar to ubiquitin fusion-degradation protein 1
Exons: 1
Coding region: 1-1011 (336 amino acids)
Cellular component (GO): VCP-NPL4-UFD1 AAA ATPase complex
Molecular function (GO): polyubiquitin modification-dependent protein binding
Source: RefSeq, a predicted model, not a curated record